Molecule: messenger RNA, 3762 nt
Organism: Peromyscus eremicus (cactus mouse)
Lineage: Eukaryota; Metazoa; Chordata; Mammalia; Rodentia; Cricetidae
Product: uricase
Exons: 10
Coding region: 2408-3340 (310 amino acids)
Biological process (GO): urate catabolic process; purine nucleobase catabolic process
Cellular component (GO): peroxisome
Molecular function (GO): urate oxidase activity
Source: RefSeq, a predicted model, not a curated record
CGCUGCUGCUGUUUCCACCGCGUGAACAUCAAGUGUCGCCGCUGUUUGUUCUUAAUCUCCGAGAUGCUGAAGCCCGGGGGGAAGGCACCCGCUUUCGGGGGCCGCACCCCGCUCUCCGCCGCCCCAUCGCCCGCCACCGCAGCCUCUUGAGGCUCUUCGGCGGCGGCUUUCCUCUUCAAACCUCGCUUCCCGCCACCGACACUCUUCUCCCCGGCUUUCGCCAUGUUGUUUGCAGCUGUACGGAACCGGAAGUGCUUCCGUUUUUGACCCGGGUCAUACGCUUUUACUUCCGGGGGAGCGGAGUUCUUGAUCAAGUCUGUUGCUUUAUGAUUUAGAUAUUUAAGAAACGGCUACAAGUCAGGGUUUGUUCACAACUGUACAAACAGAAAGAAGAGUUCCUGGAUUCCUUCACUGAGCCUCUGCUGAGUGUCAAUCUGCAAUUUUUAGUUAACAGUUUGGUUAACUAAACUGAAACAAAAUGGCUCACAAAUGAAAAAAAAACUUUUAAGUAGUUAGUAUGUGACAUUAAAGAAAAAAAAAAGCAAGAUAAAAGAAUGGAAAGAGAGGAAAGGAUCAUUGCAACUACAAACGGUUCUCAGAAUGUGCUUCUUCCUUUGAUCUGAGAUUUUAGGAAGUAAAGAUGCUUAUGCAGUAAUCCGACAGCAGAGCCUUUAAUCUGAGACAAGCUGAUAACGCAGAAGGGUUAACCCAGGUGACAGAGACAGCCGGCUCGGAGAAAACGCAGUAGCAGCAAAUGUGACGACUAUUCAAAUGCCACAGGCACCAGAAGUCAGACUAAGAAUUAGGAGAGAGAGAAGAGGAGAGGAAGCUUGAAGUUGAGCAUAUCCUGUGAGGGCUUUGUAAAGAUUCUGGGUUUUAUGUGGAUCUUUUGACAUGAGAUAGAGAUUUUGGAUUUUUCUAUAACAAGCGUGCUUGGGUUUAGACAAGAAGAGAGCCACACUCCAGCUCCAAAGCCAGCUUUAAUUUUUAAUUAAACUGGGACUACAAAAAGACCAUCUGCCUUCUAUAUCUGUAAAGGACAGUAGAGACAAAUGCUUGGGAAGAUGUAUGAAAUUUUAUCCUGUUGGGAGAAACUUGGAACUUCACCGUACACAGAAGAUGGAGGAAGAAAGAAAAAAGACACUGAAGAGAACAACCAGUGAAGGGAUCCAGAGACGACAAUGAAAAACGAGUGUGAAGGAGAAACCAACACCCUUAAAAGAUUUUCCAAGUAUUCAAAAGCAAAGGUUUAAAUUGAGUCAACAGGAGACUAAAAUGUCACACUUGCCUGCUGUCUUCACACACCUGCACCCACCCAUCUGUCUCCCCUUCACCAAGCCUUUCUGAUAGAGAAAUUUUCAGCUGUGCAUAAAGAGAGCCAUCUUAUGAAAGUCACAACUGUCAUUAACACUUUCAUUGGCUAUUUGACUCAGGGUAAAUGAUGGCUCCUUAUUCUUUGGAUUCCUCCAAUUAAACAGGAAGUUGCCUCUAAUGCCUUAUUGAUGUGGAGUGAAGUCGUCCAUCUUCCAGGCUGUUUGAGAUGAUCUUCAAUGGUGGGAAUCAGAAUUCAAAGUUACUUCUUGUUGAUCUCCUCAGAAUGGAAGUAGCUUGUGUUCUGGGUUUCCUAGGACCACUCCAUAUUUUUGUUCAUAUAUGAAUUUUGUUUCCUAUGGCUUUUUUAAAACCUGUAUCUUAUUGCCAAUAUUUGCUAAGUUUUUCUUAGCUUUCAUUCUUUUCUUUAUACGAAUGUAGCCGAUAGUCAUAUACAUGCUGAUUUGUUAAGCAUGAUAGUGAAGAAAGCUUCAUUCAUUCCUUUUAUUACAGAUUUGCCUUCUAUUCAAGUUUAUCUGACAUGAAGGUACCAACAUUAACGCUAGCAAAUACUGGUAUUUGUCUGUUACUUCUUUUGAUCCACUCUUUCUCUCUCCCUCCCUCCCUUUUUCCCUCAUCCCUUUCUCCCUCCCUCCUUUCCUUCCUUCCUUCCUUCCUUCCUUCCUUCCUUCCUUCCUUCCUUCCUUUCUUCCUUCCUUCCUUCCUGAUAUAAUAUGAAGCCCCCUUCUUUCCUCACCCAGUUGGCUCACAAGGGAAUCACCAAAAGUGGCUUUGUCCAGUGAUGGCCUUUCUUUCUUUUAGAGACCUGCUUUUAUAAUUACCUGGCUUCGAUGUUUAUGUUUCCAAAUUUGCUGCUGUUCCUUGGUGCUGCAGUUGAUUUCCCUCACAAGCUUUCACCCUCGUAACUCGACUUCCCAGAGGCAAGGGCAUGCUCUGUACCUGGCUGUCUUAUGAAACACUCGGGUUUGCCUGACCCACGCCUCCUCAGCUGCACCACCCAGGGCACUCUGAAGAAGAAGUAGACCUGACUGGAAGUGAGCAGUGCUGUACUGGCUCCAGAUGAGCUUACACCAACAUGGAAGCCCCAAAGUCAAGCUGUGGGACGUCAUCUCUGAACCUUCUUGAAAACGAUGAAGUGGAAUUUGUCCGAACUGGCUAUGGGAAGGAUAUGGUCAAAGUUCUCCAUAUUCAGAGGGAUGGAAAAUACCACAGCAUCAAAGAGGUGGCAACUUCAGUGCAGCUGACUCUGAGAACCAAAAAGGAUUACCUCCAUGGUGAUAACUCUGACAUCAUCCCUACAGACACCAUCAAGAACACAGUGCAUGUCCUGGCAAAGCUCAAAGGGAUAAAAAGCAUAGAGACGUUUGCUAUGAACAUCUGUGAGCACUUCCUUUCUUCUUUUAACCACGUCACCCGAGCCCACGUCUACGUGGAAGAGGUCCCCUGGAAGCGUUUUGAAAAGAAUGGACUCAAGCAUGUCCAUGCUUUUAUUCACACCCCCACCGGGACACACUUCUGUGAGGUGGAGCAGAUGAGGAGUGGACCUCCAGUCAUUCACUCUGGAAUCAAAGACCUCAAGGUCUUGAAAACAACCCAGUCUGGAUUUGAAGGAUUCAUCAAGGACCAGUUUACCACUCUCCCCGAGGUGAAGGACCGAUGCUUUGCGACUCAAGUGUACUGCAAGUGGCGUUACCAGAGAAGGGACGUGGACUUUGAGGCUACAUGGGGCACCGUCCGGGACAUUGUCCUGAAGAAAUUUGCUGGGCCCUAUGACAAAGGCGAAUACUCUCCUUCAGUGCAGAAGACACUCUACGAUAUACAAGUGAUGUCCCUGAACCAGGUUCCUGAGAUAGAAGACAUGGAAAUCAGCCUGCCAAACAUUCACUACUUUAACAUCGACAUGUCCAAAAUGGGGCUGAUCAACAAGGAAGAGGUUUUGCUGCCACUCGAUAAUCCCUAUGGCAAAAUCACUGGGACAGUCAAGAGGAAGCUGGCUUCAAGGCUGUGACAUUAUGGCUCCAGUCAAUUGUGAUGCUGGGGACCACUGUGUGUUUACCUGCAAAAUAUUUCAACUUAGGAUAUUGAUUGCUUUCUUCUGUAUGAAACAAUUGCUCUCUUUGUUCCUAGUUAAACAAGGCAUUUUGUGGAUCCCCAUAUUAUCAGGUACAACAUACCCUAUGGCUGUGGGCAGUUUCCUUAAAAAUCACUGGGUAGUGUUAGAAGAACCACAGUGAUAUUUAUCCUUGUUGCUCUUGUAUUUUUCUGCCUCAGAAUCAGUCUUUAGAAUCAAAUCAUUAAGAAAAUAAUCAUGAAGUAGGGGUGGUGCCACAUCGAUUAAUCUGAACACAAGUUUAAGAAGCAAUCAUUGUUGUCAUCCUAUUGAUAUGUCUGGGUAGUGCAGAAAAUAUAAUAAAAUCAUGUGAAAAAACA